Messenger RNA from Wyeomyia smithii (pitcher-plant mosquito), 3409 nucleotides. RefSeq names its product MOXD1 homolog 2-like. The transcript is spliced from 7 exons. Gene Ontology annotation, biological process: dopamine catabolic process; octopamine biosynthetic process; norepinephrine biosynthetic process. Lineage: Eukaryota; Metazoa; Arthropoda; Insecta; Diptera; Culicidae. Gene Ontology annotation, cellular component: secretory granule membrane. The record is from RefSeq and is a predicted model, not a curated record. Bases 881 to 2911 code for a protein of 676 amino acids. Gene Ontology annotation, molecular function: copper ion binding; dopamine beta-monooxygenase activity.
AUCGCUAGAGAUAAGUUGGAUUUUUCGCUGCGCGUUGUUUGACCGAGUCGAACGGUAGAGCCUUGUGUACAACGAAGCGUCGGUUCUGUCGCGCGGCUGGAUUGUCGUUGUUGUUGUUUUUUCUGUUUGGUCUUCUCUUCGCCACGGAUUAGAAAGACGGUGAGGUUGUUGAUUUCGUCGUGUGUUGACUUAAACCCAGGACGUGCUCGAGCACAAAACUGAAGCAAAAGCAUAAUUGCACAACGUUAUCGAAUUAUUUGUGGGUUGGUGUGGUUAUUGAAAAGUGCUGGGAAGAAGCCAUUGAUUGAUGGAUUUGGCUGCAGUGUCCAGGUGUGACUAAACCGAUUACGGAUUACGUCCAACACGAACGGAAAUCGGUGUGGUGAUAAGCGAUGAAGUAAUUUUUGUAAUGGCAAUGGUGAGGCCUUCGUCAGUUGAAAAUGUGAUAAGCUUACCCUUUGCAAAAGAGUUAAGCUAGGAAAAGUGAUCCACCGAGUCAAUAUUUGGAGUGUUUAAUUUUUUUCGGAGAAAAAAGAAAUAGUGGAAACAAUUGUGCCGGUGAAAAAAAGAUAGAAGUCGUGAAAACGUAGGCAAAAUUUCUGGUUUUAUCAGUUUGGGGCAAAUAUUAUACCACAGACCACAGAGGAACCGGCGAAGAAAACAAACCGUGGAGUGCUGUUUGCUCGAAAAACUUCCUGUCGCUGGCUUAUCAAGGUGCAACCGUGUGCAGUGCGUAAGCUCUGCCCUCGAGAAUGAGUGAAGUACGAUAGUGCAUUCGGCUAGUGUAAAGUGUAAUUUCAAGCGUAAAAUCGAUUGUGAAAAGCAAAAAUAGAAGAAAUUAAAUCAGUUCCCCAUUACCCGCGACAAGUUCAAAAUCAAAAUGCAUUCAACCAAAGUGAUACCGCGGCUAGUGCUGCUAGCGCUUUUCUGCCUUCCAUUCGCCAGUGGGGCCCACUGGGACCACGCGGUCGAUCUGGACGAAAACUACCGGCUGCUGUGGAGCAUCAACAAUCAGGAUAUUACCUUCGAGGUACAGGCGCGGACCCUCGGCUACGUCGGCCUGGGCUUCUCGACGGACGGUUCGAUCUACGGGGCCGACAUCGUGAUCGGUUGGGUCGAUAACGGACAGGUUCACUUCCAGGACCGUCACUUCAAGAUGAACAGCAAUGGCGAACCGCAUGUGGAUCCCUCGCAGGAUUACAUCUUGCUGCUAGGCUACGAGAACGCCACCCAUACGGUGCUCCGGUUUCGGCGUAAAUUGGAUACCUGCGAUACCAACCAGGAUGUUCCCAUCACGAACGACACCAUCCGCAUCAUCUACAUGUACCACAACCGGGACCCGAAGAAUGGGGCGCAAGCCAUCGGGACACUGCCGGAUCCGAACGAGGCAUUCAAGGAUUCGGUGCCGAUUUUCCUCACCCAGCGCGUCAACCAGGUUCCGAUCGAGCUGGACUCGCGAACCCGCAUUCUGGAGCUGCGAAACCAGGAUGUCGAGAUACCGAUGGGGGACGAUAACCUGCGCUGGUGCAAGAUGUUCAAGCUGGACCAGUUCGUGCGGAAGCAGCACAUGAUACGGUACGAACCGGUGAUCGAAUCGCGCUCGAAUCUGCCAUUCAUGAAGCACAUCGUCCUGUACGAGUGCCAGGGCUCGACGCCGGAGCUGGAGAUCAUGUCCCGCGAGAAUGGCCGCUCGUGCAUCAAGUCCGAGAAGGAACUGCUGACCUGCAACUCGAUUGUGGCCGCCUGGUCUCGUGGCUCGGAGGGUUUCACCUUCCCGCUCGAGGCCGGCUACCCUCUGGACUCGUACCAGGCCCGUUUCUACAUGAUGGAAACGCACUACAUGGGCUUCCAGAGUAACUCGAUCGACAUGCGCCCCCGGAUGGACAACUCCGGUCUACGACUAUACUACACGACCGUCCUGCGCAAGCACGACGCCGGAGUCCUAUCGGUAGGAAUCCAACCGAACUGGCGCCACAUCAUCCCACCCGGCCAAGAGCGAGUCGUAUCCGAAGGCCACUGCAUCGAAGAAUGCACUCAGCGAGCGUUCCCCCGACCAGGAAUUAACAUCUUCGCAGUGAUGAUGCAAACCAGCCACAUGGGUAAACAGAUCCGGCUGCGUCAGGUUCGGUACCGCGAGGAACUGCCCCCGAUCGCGCACGAUCUCAACGUUGACUCCAACUAUCAGGAAUUCCGUCGACUUCACAGCCCAGUCAAAGCACUGCCCGGCGAUCGACUAAUUGCGGAAUGUUCCUACGAUAGUACUUCCCGGAAAACCAUAGCUCUGGGCGGAUACACCUCUCGCGAUGAAACCUGCCUGGUGCUCAGCUUGUACUACCCCCGCCAAAAGGAGCUCACAUCCUGCCACUCGAUCCCUAGUCUGCCGACGGUGCUACAUGCCGUCGGCAUCAACGAGCUGGCAUCGGGAGCCAACCCCAUUCGGAUAGCUUCACCGCCGGAAAUCGCCGGUAUGACCCUCGAGGAACGAUUGCUUUCCUACGACUGGAGAGUAAACUUCAAUGCGUUCCAGUAUGUGAUACGAAAAGGUGCCUUUAAACCACUCUGCUGGAGUGCCCGAAACACUCCCAUUCCGGGCACGGAUAACAUGGACGCAUACGCACCAAAUCUGACACGCAUUUGGCGUCCAACGCCAACGUGCGGCGCAGCGGCCAUCGGCUCUGGCGGCAGUGGCUUCAACAGUGUGAACCGCUUCGUGACGGAGCGGGAAACGAACGCGCCCAGCUGGACCCUGCUGGAGGACGACAGCAACAAUGUGAUCGAGGGAGCGGCCCGAAGCAAAUCGAUCCGCAGCUCGUCCGGGGCGGUGAUGCUCAGCUCCGGUCAGGUCAUCUCCAAGGUGGCACUGUUUGUGAUCUUCAUCAACACGGUCAGGUUAGCGGCGGGGGUGCUGUAGGGGAUCCGGUGCUGAUGAACGGGGUGUCCGCCUCGGGGUGGAGAGACCAUAGAAACACAAGACUGUGCAUAUAGGGUAGGGAACAAUUGGGCGGGGAAAGCAGCAAAAGCAAAGAAAUGAACAUUUUAUCGUAGGAUUUUGUACAGGCUAUUAGCGUUUAGGAGGCAGCCAGGUAGAAGAUUUGUUCAGUUUAAGGAAAUCACUAGUCAUUUGAGCUGAUUACGUUGCAUAGUAUUUAACUGUGAGACGAAGGAUCGGAAAAUGGAGGAGAAUAUUUGGAAGAAAAAUAUUUGGAAACUGAAGGAAAAGAAAAUAGAAACACUAGUAAUAGAGAUGCAAGCGAUGAUGGUUGAAGCGCUCGAUUUUUAUACCAUUUUUAAUACACUCUGCGCCAGUUGUUUACAAUUGUACACUCUGUAAGUAGGAUAGAAGAUGCAAUCUUUGUAUUAUUUUUGUACAUAAAAAUAGGACUAAUAAUAAAUUGAAAAAUUAAACUAA